CCUUCCUUCUUUAACCUACCUAAUCUGGGCCAAUCGGGAGGCAGCGCGCGCCGCUCGGAGCCCGGGUAGUUGCCUCAGUAGCGGCGGCCGUGGAAACUCCCAGCUUCAGCUGUGGCUGCCGGACGGUAUCGCAAUACCGUCGACUCCUGAAAGAAAUAGGGCAAGGGGGCUCGAGAAGCCUGUUGCUAAGGAAAGUGGGGGUUCUGUUUGCGUUGCCAAGGAGACGGAAGUUCUAGAGCCCGCCCCCUGUCAAGAGCUGGACAUUCUGAAGUUCCAGAGCCACACCUGCAGGCACAGCAGCCUUGAGAGGUUCUUGGAGGACAAGGUGAUUUUCUUCUUGCAGGGGGCUUCUGGAGCAUCAUUACACUAGUGCUGGGAAAAGGGUUUUCAAGGCAUCCAGAGGCAACGUGCAAAAAAAAAAGAAAAAGUGGGAGAUCUCCGUGAAUACGGGUUUUUUUUAGUCCGUUUAUUUUGAGCAAAUUGCACUUGAAGAAUGUCUGGAGCCGUGCUUGUAGACAAGAAGCAGGUUUAGGAGAUACUUUCUUGAGUUUUCAUGAGGAGAAACGGGUCACGGGGCCGGGAUAAGGCGUUUUCUGUGCAAUAAGGCCAAUCAGGGUAAUAGUUAAUGUGUAUUGUACCGAUAAAACAUUCCCGCCCCAAGUCUUUCACAUAGAAACUAACCUGUCAUUGCCGAGUUGAUGCUCUGGAACAUCCAGUUAAUCAAUCCUUCAUUUUAGCAAUCCCAUUUUGCACUGCUGACCAUUUUUCUUUGCACUCAAUGCUGCUACAACUUCACCGUGAACUCUGACAAACUUGAUGUCCUUUCAAAAGAUCCCCCUUCAUCACAGCAGAAGUUGGAUUCAUUGACUUGCUGUGGAAUGGGUGCAACCUGCUGUCAUUUGAGUAUUCAUUGCUGCUGUCUGAGUCCCAUGUGGAUCUGUUAGAACUGGGCCCCAUUGUCCCUCCUGAGAGGUCAGAAGUUCUGUCAGCCAUUCUUUCUGUGCCUGUAGAGGAGUUAGCCAUGCUUUCUGAGGCCCUCCCCUGCUUCCAGUUACUCCGGAUGGGCCCAGCUUCACCUGGAGAUUCACCCAACCGGGAUCUCUACACCUUCCGACCUGCAAGGCCCAACUGCACCUAUCGGUUGGGUCGCCGAGCCGAGGUCUGCGAUGUCAUCCUGGUGUCGGAGCAGAACCCGGCCUUGAUCUCACGGAUCCAUGCAGAGAUACACGCAGAGAGGGACGCUGACAGCACUGCUGGGGAAUGGCGAGUUAGCCUGGUGGACUACAGUACUCACGGCACUUAUGUCAAUGCUGUUCGUAUACCCCAUAGCCAGCGAGUGGAUCUAAAUGAUGGAUACCUUCUCACCUUUGGCCACCCUAACCCAGUCCCUGAGGGCUGUGCUCUGCCACCCCCGCAUGGCGACUCAGAGUUCUACUUCCUCUUCCAGAAAGUCCAUGUUCGACCGCAGGACUUCGCUGCUAUCACGGAGCCCAAAGCCCCCUGGGCUUCCUCCUGUGGCUUCCGGCCAGUGCUGUCAUCUGGCAACCACCGCAUCCGCCCGCUGUCCCGUCACUCGCCUACAGCCCUCUCCUGUCGCUCCAAGGCCACCCUCAUCCUCAGCUCCAUCGGCAGUCUCAGCAAGCUCAAGCCGCAGCCGUUCACCUUCUCCCUAGGCCGGGGUCGGUGCACGGAACCCCCUGCCCAGCCGAGGACCUCUCGGAAUCGCCGCAAGUCGGCUCACACACUGCUGCCUGAGCUGGAGGAUGAGAUCACGCGGCUUGAAGAGGAACAGCCGCCACCAGGCAAGGAGCAGCGACUGGGCAGUUAUGUGCAUUGCCACAGCGCCUUGCGACUGCAGCCAAGAGUGCUGGAGGUGAGCCAGAAUCUGCAGGAAGAUGAGGAACCAAAGCUGCACGUCACACCCAGUGGGAAGCGGCGUGGCCGGCCACGGAAGAACCCCCUGGGGAGCACUUGCCAAGUCUUCUCCCAGACCCUGUCCACAUCAGAGCCAUGUGCAGCACCGCAGUGCCACCUUCCCCAGGAUGAGAUGGUGGAGUGGGUCCAGUGUGACGGCUGUGAUGCCUGGUUCCAUGUUGCUUGUGUGGGCUGCAGCUACAGUGCUGUGAAAGAGGCAGACUUCUGCUGCACUGCGUGCCGCUCAUAAUGGAGCGUAGCCAUGGGAAAGGAGUCGUACCCACCCCAACCCGAAAUGGGUAAUAUCAGUGAACUCAAGCAGGACACAUGAAAGAAUUUCUUAAAGAAUCAGGUAAACCCACAUGGACUACUAAAAAUUUCCAGAAGGAACAUGCUUUCAGAGACAAGCAAACCUGAUCACGAUCAGUAAUGUGCAUAGCGCUGGUGGAAGAAUCUAAUCCAUUCCAAAACAUGGAAGUCUUGCAGAGGAGGUUGUGAAAAAAUAUAUCCAAGUCCCUGCGAUCCACAUCCUGCUUAUCCCUCUUCCUUCCUUCCUUAUGUGAAGGAGUUAACACCACCCUGUUGUCAAGUCCAUCUCUGAAAAUGAAGAGGCCACAUAGCGCCGGUGAAGGCAUGCAAGACUGCCCUGAAUAUUAUUAUUACAUGGGAAAGUUUCUGACUAACUCCUGUGCUGUAAGCUGCAGGUUUUCAUUCAUGGCAGGUGGGGAAACCUGUGGCCCUCCAGAUGUUGCUGAAGUACAACUCCCAUCAUCCUUGAUCACUGGCCAUUCUGGCUGAGGCUGAUGGAAGAUGGAGUCUGACACCAUUGGAGGGUCACAGGUUCUCCACCACUGAUUUAUGGUGACCAAGGCCUUCAAUUGGAACUGGCUAGCCAGAGCAUAGAGUUGCUUGCCAGGGGCAAUUGGUGCAGACGCACAAUGCCACUGUAUAUCUUCCAGGACUCUUGUUCCUCAAAACUUGCAGGGAAGAAUGUGUUGUGCUCAGAUAAACUUGCAGGGAAGAACGUCCUGUGCUCGGACUAACUCAGAAGAAACAGCUUCUAAAUACAUCAGCUAGAAUUGGCACAUAAGUGUGUAGGUUUUCCCAUGAUACAGUGAUUUGUGCAAAAUGAUCACCCUUGGCUUGUUACAUUGGAAUAAUAGCACUGUUGUCUGGGAAGCCAACCAGCCUCCUGCUUUUACAGAAUUGACCUUUGAAAAAUAUCCAGACUCCGGAAGAAGUAAGCUUGUGAGGGUGCAAUAUAGUGAUUGCCUGAGCCCACAUUUUACUGAGUUCACAUGAAGAAACAGACAUUGGAAUAGCUGCCCAAGAGUAAUGUGUGCUUUUAACAUAGCUGGAUAGUCCUGCCCUUUCAGGCUUUUUACAAAGAAGCAAACGGGGGCAAAGAUACGACGAACUAGAUGGGAAUCUUAGAAUGCUAAAUCCCAGAGAAGUAGCUAUAGUUAGGCCUUAUUUGGAGGUGAUGGGCUGUCACCAUGGGUGGUGCUCACAUAUCUGCUAUUUGCAUACAAAGUGGAUGUGGCUGGAGAUUUACACCAAAGGGGGUGUGCAAGUGAGAGAACCUGCACUCUCUACCUGCUCUUGCUUUUUAUGCCUCCUUUGCUUCAAAACUGGGCUAGAAGAACUGAUGGAAUGGGGGAGGGUUCAACUCUCCUCACACAUGUGCUUUUUCAUGUAAGAAAAAACCCCCAGCCCUCCUGCUUUAAACAGGACAGACACAUGAACAAUAAAUGCAGCUACCCCUGUUGCAUCUAACUUGCCACUUAGUCUUUUGCAGUGAAAGCAACAGUCGCAUGGCACCUUAAAGGCUAACAGACUUGUGGUGGUGGCAGCAGCAGCGGCAGCUUUAAUGUGCUAGAGCCUAUUUCAUCAGAUCCAUGAAGUGUUAUCCUCAGUGGCUGCAUAUAACUCUAAACCAUGGUUUAAUCAAUUACGGUUAUUAAACCAUGGUUUAGCAUUAUGUGUGAACCUUGCCCAGCAGCUUAUAUGUGAUUGUAUGGAAAGCCAUAGUUUGUUGCUGGCUUAGGAACUAUGGUUUGUUUUAUGGUUUAGGAUUAUGUGUGAACCCAGCAGUUUUCCUUACCUAUGGUUUGACCAUGGCACAUACUGACUAAAUUACAAAGACAUAGAGCAGCUCGAAAACAAAACAAACUUUGGAGAAACAAUCCAGCCUUUUUUUAAAAUCAUCUGUGGGACAACUCAUGGCUUGAUAAACAAACCACAACAGUGUUAUGUGGGAACCAGUCACAUGUGUGCAGGUACAACAGAUAAAAUAGUGGGGCCAAAAACUUUGAAAUGCAACAGUGAGCAGUGACUAAUAUUUCUACAGGCAGCCCACAUCUGUACACAGUCGGCACAGAGUGACUCAUACUGCAGUCACUGCACUGUUAAUUUUCUAACAGAGCUGACAACGUCCAGACAAGCUUAUGCCUCAAUAAAUUUGUUAAGCAUCUGGUUUUUCCAAAGGGUUCUUGCAUGCAGGGGAGAGACAAAACUGACGUCGUUUUAAUCUUUUUUACAAUUGCUGAGAAUGAUCGGUCGUCCCAAUUUCUACUGGAGGGACAGAGAACCUUUUUUUAGACUGGUGAUUCAUCUACCAGCAACAGGCAUACAAGCAUUUGUGCACUUUCACAGGCACACAGAAGUGCUGUGUGUGUGUGUACGCGCUUGCCUUUUAACGGAGCAAAAAGCUAGAGCUACAUCAGGUCACCUGCUUUUUCACCCAGGCAGCUCAAAGCACCACUGAAAAUGGUAAAAAGCCCUACAUCCCCACACUUCUAACAAAUGGGAGAGCAUACCCCAGCUACCAAAUUGGGAGGGGGGGCUCCAUCUCUUUAGAGUCAUACCUCAUCACUCCCAAAGCCAAGGCCUAGCCCCAGCUGAAAGGGGGCAUAGCAUCAGGCCAAAAGCAGAGCAGGAAGUAUACACAAGGUGCAAAGGCCAUGUAAAAAAAGAAAACUGCCUUUGGUGCAAAGGUGCAUCUGCCCCCUGUCCUUGUCUGUUGCCUCACAUUCUAAGGCUGGUCAGCACAAGAGGACGUUCACUUGCUUCUGCUCUCUAGUGACCAAAGGCUAGAAUUAUAAAUGCCAAGAAAUUUGCCUUCUAAAAUGCAGAAUCAAAAAAUAAGCUACAUAGGGAACUUUCUGCAACAAAAGCAAGCAAUAUAACCAAAGACGCCUGUAGUUUAGGGAGGGGUUUAUUCCUGCAAGCAUGUUCUGCCAGAUUGCUUUAUCUUUGUAGAGGAAUUUGUAGAAGUGUAGAGAAUUUGUCCUUUCCCUCAACUAGGGCAUUUCUCCUUUUGCACCUGGUGUGAUCAGUGAUUGAAAUAAACCCAAACUGCAAACUC
Molecule: messenger RNA, 5281 nt
Organism: Rhineura floridana
Lineage: Eukaryota; Metazoa; Chordata; Lepidosauria; Squamata; Rhineuridae
Gene: TCF19
Product: transcription factor 19
Exons: 3
Coding region: 1022-2164 (380 amino acids)
Biological process (GO): regulation of gene expression
Cellular component (GO): nucleus
Molecular function (GO): protein binding
Source: RefSeq, a predicted model, not a curated record